AUGCCAGAAUUGAUGGCCUUUAGAGGCAACUAUUAUUUGUGGAAAUAUGUACCCUCUCUACCGGCUGCAGUCAUAUUUCUUGUACUAUUCUUUCUCGCCACUUUAUUACAUUUCUGGAAACUCUAUCGCACCAAAGCCUGGUUCUGUUGGGCAUUCGCUCUUGGAGGUCUUUUCGAAGUGGUUGGAUAUAUUGGACGGAUCGCUGCAUACAACAGCACGGACUCAGUAAUAGUCUACGCCAUUCAAAACGUCUUCCUCCUCCUCGGACCCACACUGUUCGCAGCGUCUGUUUAUAUGGCUCUCGGGCGUAUUAUCCGCAGUGUCCACGCUGAAAAGCACUCGCUUAUCCGGAUAAAUUGGCUCACCAAGACCUUUGUUGCGGGGGAUGUUGUAUCUUUCCUUGUCCAAGGUAGUGCAUCAGGUCUGAUGGCCACGGGGAAUAAUGCGACAAUGGGUACAAACAUUGUGAUUGCCGGUCUGGCCAUUCAGGUCAUCAUGUUCGGUCUUUUCAUUAUCACUUCCAUCGUGUUUGAGGUUCGCAUGCGUCGUUCCCCCACGGCCGAGUCUUUCGACGAACAAAUUAACUGGAUGAGUCGAUUACGCACGUUGUAUGCCGUGAGUGCGCUCAUCUUGAUCCGAAGUAUCUUCCGUGUUGUGGAGUACGCAGCUGGGAGUGACGGGUACCCACUUACUCAUGAGUGGAUGCUGUAUGUGUUUGACUCGGUCUUGAUGUUUGCUUCAAUGCUUAUUUGGGGUAUUUGGCACCCGGGCACACUACAGAGAAAUAUUAAGUCAGAGAGAGAUAUGGUGACGACUCUGACAGAAGAGCCGGAAUUAAAGGCAUAG
Penicillium brevicompactum is the source of this 846-nucleotide messenger RNA. Its product is annotated as RTA1 domain-containing protein. Lineage: Eukaryota; Fungi; Ascomycota; Eurotiomycetes; Eurotiales; Aspergillaceae. The transcript has 2 exons. The record is from RefSeq and is a predicted model, not a curated record. Bases 1 to 846 code for a protein of 281 amino acids. Gene Ontology annotation, cellular component: membrane.